AAUGUUGUUGGAGCCACGGCGAAUUGUUGGGCGGGUGUUCCCCAUAUUGAGUUGGUCGAGAAGAUAUGAUGUAAGGACUGGAAUUGGGGAUUUGAUCGCUGGUAUAACAGUAGCCCUUACGUUAAUCCCGCAGUCUAUUGCUUACGCUUCUCUUGCAGGAUUCGAACCACAGUACGGUCUCUACGCGUCAUUCGCUGGGGGCUUCGUCUAUGCUGUAAUGGGCACUUGUCCACAAAUAAAUAUCGGACCAACUGCUUUACUCUCACUCCUUACGUUCACAUACACGAAUGGUACAAAUUCUGACUAUGCAGUAUUGCUUUGUUUCAUUGGUGGUAUUAUUCAACUUUUUGCUGGCAUCGUCCAACUUGGUUUCCUCGUAGAGUUUGUAUCAUUACCGGUUGUAUCUGGUUUUACGUCAGCUGCUGCGAUCACUAUAGCGUCCUCUCAGAUCAAAGGUCUCUUAGGUCUUAAAUUUAACGCUGAGACUUUCAUAUCGACAUGGCGUGGAGUGUUCUACAAUAUAGGAAGAACGAGGUUCGAAGAUACUCUACUUGGACUAUCUUGUUGCAUUGUUCUAAUGGGAAUGAAGGCUCUAAAGGAUAUUCGUUUGAAAGAUCCACAAGACGAGAAGAGUGGACGCAUACUUGUACUACAACGCAGCCUUUGGUUCGCGGGCGUUUCGCGAAACGCCAUUAUCGUCGUGAUCGCGUCUGUUGUGGCCUUCUUCGUGCACGAAGACAAAGAUAAUCCUUUGAUACUUACUGGUAAUAUAACGCCGGGAUUGCCGAAACCACAGCUUCCCCCAUUCUACACUAUGAUUGGAAAUACGACAGUUUCCGCGGGUGAGAUGUUCUCACACCUCGGCUCAGGACUUCUGGUGGUCCCUCUCGUUGGUAUCAUAUCAAACGUUGCCAUUGCGAAAGCUUUCUCGAAAGGCAGGACUUUGGACGCCACUCAAGAAAUAGUCUCUUUAGGCGCUUGCAACAUUAUUGGCGCUUUCUUUCGCUCCUUUCCAGUGAACGGUUCGUUCACCAGAAGCGCUGUCAGCGACGCGUCGGGAGUCAAAACCCCUGCUGCUGGAUUUUAUACUGGUAUCAUAGUACUCCUGACGCUGGGCUUGCUGACGCCUUACUUCUACUUCAUCCCUCGCGCGGCGCUGUCUGCCGUUAUCAUGUGCGCCGUACUGCACAUGGUAGACAUCGCUAUACUCAAGAGAUUAUGGCAAAAUAACCGACUCGACCUAAUCCCGUUGUUGGGCACAUUUGUUUCUUGCCUCGCGCUGGGAGUUGAGCUGGGUCUGGGCUGUGGUGUCGCCAUAGACGUCUUGCUGCUACUGUACUAUCAGUCUCGACCGAGGCUGGAUAUAAAAUAUGUGGAUGAAAGUAAUUAUCCUCCACACUAUUCAAUACAACCCAUCGGCGGAUUACACUUCGCGAGCGCUGAAAGACUUCGAUCUAAAAUUGUGUCGUUAAAACACAAUAAUAAUUUAGCAACAUUAAGUGAUCUCACUGUGAUACCGAAUGGGGCUGUAACGAAUGGUGCAUCGGAACACAGGGCUGGAUCAAAUGUACUCGUGGUACAUUGUGAUGCGAUUUGCAGAUUGGACUAUACAUUUCUACAGAGUAUCAAGAUGCUCGUGCAGGAGUGGUCGCGUAAUGGCCGAGUAGUCUGGUGUGACGCAAGCCCCUUGAUCAAGGAGCAACUCAACACAGUCAUUCAAGAGCCCUUAUACUGUGACAGGGAACAACUUGGAUUAUUUUUAAUAGAAAUAACAAUGGCAACGAUAACGGGUACUACCAGUGAUACCAGACUUUAGAGUUGAAUUAAUUUUUCAUGUAAUUACAAUGUCGGUUUACACAUUUUUUUGUUUUUAGUAAUAUUUAAUGUUUGUUUUUUUAAAUAUAUUAAAAAAUAAUCAAACAAGAGAUAAGUUUGAUUA
Molecule: messenger RNA, 1939 nt
Organism: Vanessa tameamea
Lineage: Eukaryota; Metazoa; Arthropoda; Insecta; Lepidoptera; Nymphalidae
Product: sodium-independent sulfate anion transporter-like
Exons: 11
Coding region: 2-1816 (604 amino acids)
Biological process (GO): transmembrane transport
Cellular component (GO): plasma membrane
Molecular function (GO): sulfate transmembrane transporter activity
Source: RefSeq, a predicted model, not a curated record